AUGGCAGCUAUAGACGAGCGUGAUAAUGGUUAUCCCGUGAAGCGGCGGAAGACUGGUGAGCAGGUUGAGACCCUGAAACAAGAGACUCCUCCGGUAGCCAGCAAUGCUUUCGAAAAUGCGAGGCUUGACUUGGACCUCAAUACCUUUGGCACAGAUACGGACGGCCCCACGGAGCUGGAAAGCGCUCUCCCACAUCUAGAUCAGGGAAAGGAUGCCAUUGUAGAUUACGAGGCCAUUCAACCGUUUGAGAAAGAUAUAGAUGGAUCUGAAGACCUUGAAGAUAAUUUAAGCACUCGGAAAUUACCAAUUGGCCGCCGCUCAAUUUACGUCAAUGCCUUCAAUCUGGCUUUGGAGACUGUCCUUGAUGAAGAAAGCCAUUUAUUUGACAAGAAGGAAGGGAAGGUAUUUGACGAGUGGCACGGAUUGAGCUAUGAGGCCCAGUAUCUUUAUGUCCGAUUAUUUCUCAGAAAGACGUCGGCUUGGCACCGUGCUUAUCGACUGGGAUAUCAUUCCGAUAUAUCAUAUAUCGACGCUGCUAUUGAGAGUCUACAAUCUUCUCGUCCUCUGCCGCAAGUCCCAGGGGAAAUGCCGGUCACGAGCGUUAAGAUAGAAGACUCGGGUUUUCACCUGGAAAGCAACUCGUUUGCUUUUGCCGACGCAUUGACUGAGGAUACCACUCUGGAGGAGGUAUCGUCGUUGCUGUCGUUGGAUGAAUUGAAGAGCAUCGGCAAGGAAGCAAAGGUUCGAGGAAAGAACAAAACGGAGCUUCUGAGCGCUCUUCGACGAAUGAGUCGGGCUCAAAGUGGCCUUGGUUCGGUUGGCCUGAGAAUAUUGAAAUCAAAAUCUGAUCCGGAAAUAGUAUCUUCUGGCCCCAAAAUAUCAGACGUCCCUCAUAUUUCGACCGCGGUCAGUGGUGAGACUCAUCUGGACGAGAGUGGUACUCAUUCGAACGUCAAUGUGAAAUUGUCAGAUCAGACAUUCAGCGAAAGUAAUAGGGAUAAGCACUUCGUCCGCAAGAUUCUUGGAAAUAUCGGGUCCUGUAUUCGCCUUUCGUCCAGCACACUGGGACUUUUUGAAAGAGUGCACAUGGUCUAUUAUAGAUCAACUAGAUGGACGGAGAAAUCACUCACUACGAUUAUUCUAGCACGAAUUCAAAGGAGGAAUUUUCCAAAUUAUUUAAUUUGUAGAUCGGCCAAUAUAUUCCCAUCAAGGGCCCUGCUACUUGAAUUUGAAGCAAGUAUCCGCCUCCAGCACCAGGUUGACAGCAUACUCGAAAAUGGUAUCCAGGAUAAGCAGGUACAGGGAGAAAUGCUAUCCAUUUUCGAGGAGGUCUACCCAAAAUGGCAAGCUUUGGUGGCAGAUGAGCAGCAUAAGGAGGAACGGGUGUACGAAAGUGGAGAGGGGGCAUAUCUACGGCUCUUCUCUCCUUGCUCGGUGUAUACACGCAUUAUAUCCAAGGCCACUUUGGUAUUUGGACGACUGAAGAUGUACGAACGGGAGCACAGUGUGUUGACGAAACUCCUCGAACAACGACUAUUUAUUUACCGUCGUGGUGGUAUAUACCAGAGAAAAGCUCUUAUCGAGGAGCAUUACUUGGCAGAGGCCGGAGCUGGCUCAACGGGAACCGCGGGCAUGAGCCAGGACCAAUUGAAAAGAUACUGGAAGCGGUCAUCACUGAAGACAGCCGAGGAAGGAUUACAAGAUCGUGAUUGUCACGUAAUAUACCAUUACGAUCUGGAGAAGCGCAUCAUCAAGCUUGAGAAGGCUAUAAAAAUCCCAAAGAGGGAACAGCACGACUUUGGACACACAAGGCUUAUCACUCCCAUAGAGAGGAACGUCGAGGGUAUACAGGUUCGAGUCAUACCUGCUGAUGUCGGGCGCGCGGGGGCUGAGGAACGGCGAAGUUUUAAAACGAUAUGGGUAGAUGAGAAGGAUGGUGGUGGCGAAUGCAGCGUUGAAGCUAUGUGCCUUUCAUGGUAUCGAAGUCAGGGGUGGAAAGGCUAUCAUGCUGAAGGUGGCAUUCUUCAAACUCUCUUCGCAUACCUCUUCUAUGAUAUUCUUUUCGCCUACAUCCCGAAUGUCUUCCAGACGGAAUUUCAGACAUGCCCGCUUGAUCUAUACACAGAGGCGUUUUUUCCCUCACGCGCAUCCGAGAUACACCACCGACUUGCUGAGCUAUCGAAUGGCGGUGCAGGGCGAUUAAUCCGAGAAGUGAACGAGCGAGAAAGAGAGAGGCGUACCUGUGUAGUCGGCUUGAACUGGGACUUCGCGGUGGAUGAUCUAUUAGAGAUUGCAGCUUGUUUUGACGGCUCAGCUCUGGCUAGCAUCUGUAUGGUUAUGGCACAGGACUAUCGGCAGCGAGGCGGCGGCGUUCCUGAUUUGUUCCUCUGGAAUCCAGAGACAAGCCAGGUGAUGUUGUCUGAGGUCAAGUCAGAGAACGACAGGCUCUCUGACACGCAGCGCUUGUGGAUUCACGUCCUCAUGGGCUCAGGGGUGAAGGUCGAGCUGUGCAACGCCGUGGCAGGAGAGGUGAGGACAAGAGAGGAAUGA
Molecule: messenger RNA, 2550 nt
Organism: Pseudogymnoascus destructans
Lineage: Eukaryota; Fungi; Ascomycota; Leotiomycetes; Thelebolales; Thelebolaceae
Exons: 4
Coding region: 1-2550 (849 amino acids)
Biological process (GO): interstrand cross-link repair
Cellular component (GO): nucleus
Molecular function (GO): 5'-3' exonuclease activity; flap-structured DNA binding; 5'-flap endonuclease activity
Source: RefSeq, a predicted model, not a curated record